Chinchilla lanigera (long-tailed chinchilla) is the source of this 8130-nucleotide messenger RNA. It is a transcript of the gene Pten, whose product is annotated as phosphatase and tensin homolog. Gene Ontology annotation, molecular function: protein tyrosine phosphatase activity; phosphatidylinositol-3,4,5-trisphosphate 3-phosphatase activity. The transcript is spliced from 9 exons. Gene Ontology annotation, cellular component: nucleus; cell projection; plasma membrane. The annotation marks the transcript as partial. Gene Ontology annotation, biological process: phosphatidylinositol dephosphorylation; protein dephosphorylation; phosphatidylinositol 3-kinase/protein kinase B signal transduction. The record is from RefSeq and is a predicted model, not a curated record. Lineage: Eukaryota; Metazoa; Chordata; Mammalia; Rodentia; Chinchillidae.
CGCCGCCUCGUCUCGGCGUCUGCGGAGAGGAACGGUGGAAGCCGCGGGCUCGGGCGGGAGCCGGCGGAGGCUCGGCGGCGGCGCCUCCCGCUCCUGGAGCGGGGGGGAGAAGCGGCGGCGGGGAGGGGGCCGGAGUCGCCUGUCACCAUUUCCAGGGCUGGGGACACCGGAGAGUUGGUCUCUCCCCUUCUCCUGCCUCCAACACGGCGGCGGCGGCGGCGGCACCUCCAGGGACCCGGGCCGGCUCUGAGCCUCCCCUCCGCCGCCGCCGCGCCCGCCCCGGCCCGGGCUCCGGAGGCCGCUGCAGGAGGCAGCCGUUCCGAGGACCGCUCGUGGUGUCCGCAUCCCGCUGCCGCCGCUGCCAGGCCGCCGGCCGCUGAGGAGAACCAGGCCCCGUCGCUGCAACCAUCGAGCAGCCGCCGCAGCAGCCAUUACCCGGCCGCGGUCCAGAGCCCGGCGGCGGCAGAGCGAGGGGCAUCGGCCACCAAGUGCAGAGCCGUCUCCAUCCUGCAGAAGAAGCCCCGCCACCAGCAGCUUCUGCCAUCUCUCUCCUCCUUUUUCUUCAGCCACAGGCUCCCAGACAUGACAGCCAUCAUCAAAGAGAUCGUUAGCAGAAACAAAAGGAGAUAUCAGGAGGAUGGAUUCGACUUAGACUUGACCUAUAUUUAUCCAAACAUUAUUGCUAUGGGAUUUCCUGCAGAAAGACUUGAAGGCGUGUACAGGAACAAUAUUGAUGAUGUAGUAAGGUUUUUGGAUUCAAAGCAUAAAAACCAUUACAAGAUAUACAAUCUAUGUGCUGAAAGACAUUAUGACACCGCCAAAUUUAACUGCAGAGUUGCACAGUAUCCUUUUGAAGACCAUAACCCACCACAGCUAGAACUUAUCAAACCUUUUUGUGAAGAUCUUGACCAAUGGCUAAGUGAAGAUGACAAUCAUGUUGCAGCAAUUCACUGUAAAGCUGGAAAGGGACGGACUGGUGUAAUGAUUUGUGCAUAUUUAUUACAUCGGGGCAAAUUUUUAAAGGCACAAGAGGCCCUAGAUUUCUAUGGAGAAGUAAGGACCAGAGACAAAAAGGGAGUAACUAUUCCCAGUCAGAGGCGCUAUGUGUAUUAUUAUAGCUACCUGUUAAAGAAUCACCUGGAUUAUAGACCAGUGGCACUGUUGUUUCACAAGAUGAUGUUUGAAACUAUUCCAAUGUUCAGUGGCGGAACUUGCAAUCCUCAAUUUGUGGUCUGCCAGCUAAAGGUGAAGAUAUAUUCCUCCAAUUCAGGACCCACAAGACGGGAAGACAAGUUCAUGUACUUUGAGUUUCCUCAACCCUUGCCUGUGUGUGGUGACAUCAAAGUAGAGUUCUUCCACAAACAGAACAAGAUGCUAAAAAAGGACAAAAUGUUUCACUUUUGGGUAAAUACAUUCUUCAUACCAGGACCAGAGGAAACUUCAGAAAAAGUAGAAAAUGGAAGUCUAUGUGAUCAAGAAAUUGAUAGUAUUUGCAGUAUAGACCGUACAAAUAAUGAUAAAGAAUAUCUAGUACUUACUUUAACAAAAAAUGAUCUCGACAAAGCAAAUAAAGAUAAGGCAAACCGAUAUUUUUCUCCAAAUUUUAAGGUGAAGCUGUACUUCACAAAAACAGUAGAGGAGCCAUCAAAUCCAGAGGCUAGCAGUUCAACUUCCGUAACGCCAGAUGUUAGUGACAAUGAACCUGAUCAUUAUAGAUAUUCUGACACCACUGACUCUGACCCAGAGAACGAGCCUUUUGAUGAAGAUCAGCACACACAAAUUACAAAAGUCUGAUUUUUUUUUAUCAAGAGGAAUUAAAAACCAUGAAAACAAACUUGAAUAAACUGAAAAUGGACCUUUUUUUUUUUUUUAAUGGCAAUAGGACAUUGUGUCAGAUUACCAGUUAUAGGAACAAUUCUCUUUUCCUGACCAAUCUUGUUUUACCCUAUACAUCCACAGGGUUUUGACACUUGUUGUCCAGUUGAAAAAAGGUUGUGUAGCUGUGUUAUGUAUAUACCUUUUUGUGUCAAAAGGACAUUUAAAAUUUAAUUAGGAUAAAUAAAAAUGGCACUUUCCCAUUUUAUUCCAGUUUUCUAAAAAGUGGAGACAGACUGAUGUGUAUACUUGGGAAUUUUUCCAAUUUGUGUUCUGUCACCAAUUGAAGUGGCUAAAGAGCUUUGCGAAUUACAGGUUCACAUCCUACCCCUUUGCACUUGUGGCAACAGAUAAGUUCGCAGUUGGCUAAGAGAAGUUUCUAAAGGGUUUUUGCUGCAUCCUAAUGCAUGUAUUUGGGUUAAGGGAAUGGAGGGAGUGCUCAGAAAGGAGUAUAUUUUAUGCUGGAUUCUGGACCAUAUACCAUCUCCAGCUAUUUACAUGCACCUUUCUUUAGCAUGCUACAGUUACUAAUCUGGACAUUUGAGGAAUUGGCCGCUGUCACUGCUUGUUGUUUGUGCAUUUUUUAAAAAAGCAUAUUGGUGCUAGAAAAGGCAGCUAGAGGGAGUGAAUCUGUGUUGGGGUACAGGAAUGAACCUUCUGCAACAUCUUAAGAAUCCACAAAUGAAGGGAAAUAAAAAUGAUGAGGUCAUAGAUAAGAAACACAGCAACAAUGACUUAACCAUAUAAAUGUGGAGGCUAUCAACAAAGAAUGGGCUUGAAACAUUAUAAAAAUUGACAAUGAUUUCUUAAAUAUGUUUUCUCAAUUGUAAUGACUGCUCCAUCUCCUGUGUAAUCAAGACCAGUGCUAAAAGUCAGAUGCUAUUAGUACCUACAUCAGUCAACAGUUUAUUAGGUUUCAAUCAUAUACCUGCUGUGGAUGCUUCAUGUGCUGCGUGCAAGCUUCUUUUUACUCACUAAAUAUAAAAUACUUUGUAAUGCUGCACAGGAAAUUUCGAGAUUCUACAGUAAGCGGUUUUUUUUUUUUCUUUAAAGAUUUAUGAUGCACUUAUUCAAUCCAGUAGCUGUCAGCCGUUCUACCCUUUUGACCUUACACAUUCUAUUACAAUGAGUUUUGCAGUUUUGCACAUUUUUUAAAUGUCAUUAACUGUUAGGGAAUUUUACUUGAAUACUGAAUACAUAUAAUGUGUAUAUUAAAAAAAUUUGUGUUAAAAAAGAAAUUAGAGUUGCAGUAAAUUUUCAACACUGCACAAAUAAGGCAUUUAAUUUUUCAGUAGAAAUUGUCCUACAUAUGCUUUACCAAUUUGUUAUUGAAAGAACAGAUUUUUUUUUUAAUGUGCAGUGUUGAUUCAGUUCUUCAUAGUGCUAGAGUUGGAAACUAAGGCUUCAAUUCAUGUCUUAAAUAUCAUCAUAUAUUUGAUAUGCCCAGACUGCAUACGAUUUUAAGCAGAGUAUAACUACUAUUGUAAAGCUAAUGUGAAGAUACUAUUAAAAAGAUUUUUCCCCCAGAAAUGCGAUGUCUUUAAAAUUAUACCUUGACCUUGACAUUUGAACACCCAGCCAUUAUAUUUCCUAUUGGUGUAAAAUCCCAUUUUCAAUAACCUAUUGGUGCUGAAAUUGUUCACUAGCUGUGGUCUGACCUAGUUAAUUCACAAACACGGAUUGCAUAGGACUUAUUAGAGCAGCAUUUAUAGAGUUUAAUGGUAAAUAGAUUAGGCAGAACUUCAUCUAAAAUAUUCUUAGUAAAUAAUGUUGACAUAUUUUCCAUACCUCAUCAGUUUCAUUCAACAAAUAAAGUUUUUAAAUUUUUAACAAAGCUAUUAGGAUUUACACAUUUGUAUUUAAACAUUGAUAAUAUAGAGUAUUCAUUGACUGCUCAUUAAGUUAAAUUGGUAAAGUAAGAGACUAUUCCACAGAUCUCCCCACUGAAAUUAACAUGCCAUUUUGUCUUUCAUGAAAGCUGAAAAUUGACUAAAAUGAUAAUCAACUAUUUACUUUUUGGAGAUAGUUAUCAAUACUGUUUUUUGUUACAGUUUUGGGCACAGCAUAUUAAAGCAUAAUUUGCAUUGUUUCGAUAUGUAACAUGAAGGGCCAGGUUAUAAAUAAUUAUAUUAUAAUGGGCUUUUGCACUGUUAUUAUUUUUCCUUUGGAAUGUGAAGGUCUGAAUGAGGGUUUUGAUUUUGAAUGUUUCAGUGUUUUUGAGAAGCCUUGCUUACAUUUUAUGGUGUAGUCAUUGGAAAUGGAAAAAUGGCAUUAUAUAUAUUAUAUAUAUAUAUAAAUAUAUAUUAUACAUACUCUCCUUUAUUUCAGUUACCAUCCCCAUAGAAUUUGACAAGAAUUGCUAUGACUGAAAAGUUUUCAAGUCCUAAUUAAAACUUUUAUUUAUGACAGUAUUCAUAAUUAGCCUGAAAUGCAUUCUAUAGUAAUUUCUCCCAAGUUUUUGGAAUGUUUUUUUAGACUUUUUGUAUGUGCAGCAGCUUACAUGUCUGAAGUUACUUGAAGGCACCACUUCUAAGAAAGCUUACAAUUGGGCCCUGUACCAUCCCAAAUCCUCUGUAACUCCUCUUGGAUAUUUUUGCCAUAAUUAUAAAAGGGUAGUUGAAUAGCAUCACCAUUCUUUGCUGUGGCACAGGUUAUAAACUUAAGUGGAGUUUACCGGCAGCAUCAAAUGUUUCAGCUUUAAAAAAUAAAAGUAGGGUACAAGUUACAUGUUUAGUUCUAGAAAAUUUGUGCAAUAUGUUCAUAACGAUGGCUGUGGUUGCCACAAAGUGCCUCGUUUACCUUUAAAUACUGUUAAUGUGUCAUGCAUGCAGAUGGAAGGGGUGGAACUGUGCACUCAAGUGGGGGCUUUAACUGUAGUAUUUGGCAGAGUUGCCUUCUAUCUGCCAGUUCAAAAGUUCAAUCUUUUCAUAUAGACUAUAUAUACUAAACAUUUCAGUCUGUUAAACAGCCUUACUCUGAUUCAGCCUCUUCAGAUAUUCUUGUGCAGCAGUGGCUCUGUGUGUAAAUGCUAUGCACUGAGGAUACACACACAUACACACACACACAAAACGAUGUGUACAGGAUAAUGCCUCAUACCAAUCAGAUGUCCAUUUGUUACUGUGUUUGUUAACAACCCUUUAUCUCUUAGUGUUAUAAACUCCACUUAAAACUGAUUAAAGUCUCAUUCUUGUCAUUGUGUGGGUGUUUUAUUAAAUGAGAGUAUUUAUAAUUUAAAUUUGCAUAAAUCCAUUGAAAUUUUUAGUAAUGGGUAGCCAAAUAGGAUUAUGUUUUCUCAAAGGUUCCUGCCCACCCUCCUGUUGUCUGUUAGAGUCAGUGGGCUUUUUAUAAAAGCAUGGCUUUUUCUUAGGAGUAGUAUAUCUGUCAUGUUUAAGAGAAACACUUUUCAAGGCUUAGUCACCACUUAAUUAAUUGUCCAGGCACAUGAAAUAAUAAUUUUAAUCCUGACAAGUUUCCAGAUUCUUGUAGAACUGUUUAUAUUAUAUUAUUGAGCCAAAUGUCUGAAGACAACUUCCCCAAAUGGAUUUGAUACUUCAGAUUUCAAUUUUAUGGCUUUUCCUUUAUAAUUAUUUACUCUGCCAUCAACAUGGGAAACUUCAUCUCUUCCUUGUGACUUAUGCUACAUAAAAAGUGAAAUUUCAGAAUAGUUUAAAAGACCUUGUGUACUUUAAUUUUAUUUCAGAUAUACUAGGAAACUUAGACUGAGGCAUAUCCUUUCAACAACAUAGUAAGGUAAUAAGUGAAAGUAUAGCUUCUACAAAUGUUUUGAUAGUAAAGCAGACCAUUAAUGUAACAGUGGAUUUAAUGUUUCAAGUUUACAUGUUCUCCAUGUGACUUAAAUGUGAAUAAUGUAUAAGAUGAAGUGUGAAGUGUGUGUAUAUUCACAAUAAGUGUAUAUGAAAACUAUCCUGGAGUCUGAUAGUGUUUUGAUUUAUAAGAACAUAUUUUGGUGAUGUUUGCAAAAUAAGACUUUAUUGGCAUUUUGAUUGUAUCAUGCCUACACGAUGUUGUAACUUAAGCUGGCGUGAUUCAGUGAAUGCCAUCACCAUUUCCAUUGAGAAUUUAAAAAUCACCAGUGUUUAACAUGCAGGCUUCUAAAGGCUUACAAAAAAUCAAGGCCCUUAAAUUUAAUUUACUGCCAACUUGAAACUCUGGGUUCUUUUAUUUUUGCCAGAUAAUUGGCAUUGUACCUAAAGCUGAGUCUUAAAUGGCUUACUGUAACUGAAUUAGCAGUGCUAUUGCUAGUGCAGAAAAUUUUGUGAAUGGAAACAAUAAUACUCAGUUAAAACUUGCAGGGACAGGAUGUAAAAAAUAGCAAACAGGAUAAUGGAGAAAAUUUUUAAAGAUGAGAUAUUAGAGACUAAUUUUCCUAUAAAAUUAUAUAGCUAUAUAGGAAUCCUAGUGGCAAAGUUGCUUAUCAGUUUGUAGUUUUUAGAGAAAAUCAUGACCAUGAUUUUUAUGACCAUGAUCUUAUUUCUCCAUCUUUCAAGAAAUCUUCCUUAUAAGUAUAUCAGAAUAUGGGUAGCCACGCUGACAAAUUAAUGUUGGUUGGCAGCUUUAAACAUUUAUAAUGUGAAGACAGAACAGUUUCACUGGUGAUAGUACUCUUUGGUUUUUAAGUUGUCCAUUUUUAGAAUAAUUUCCUAACAUCAAUAAAAUAAUCACUUAUAAUCUCAACACUUGGAGAGAUAGCCAUUAUUAAUACUUUAGUGACUAUACAAUCUUGUUUUUUGUGUAUAUUCAUGUAUAUAUUUAAGAAAAUGAAAUUUAUACUGUGCAUAUUCCUAGCCUUGCUUCAUAUUUUCAUCAUGGAAAAUGUUCCAUUGCUUCACAGAAUGGAAAGUGAUUUGAACACUUUCUAAUGUUACAAGUGCAGAUCAUAUAGUUACUGAGAGUCCAAUUCAGUGGGUUAAUCAUGAAUACUGUUGGCAUUAUGAUGGUAUAUGUCUAAGUAAAUCAGUUACAUUUAUUUAGCAUAGAGAAGCUUAAAAUUGUGGGUAUUCAAGAACCAUUUUUAAGUAGAAUAUAUAAAACACUAUAUUAAUAGUUCAUCACUUCUGUUUCCCUUUUAGAUUGGAAAAGAAAGAUGGACUUUUCAGUUUGUAUAGUGGUAAGAAGUUGCUCAAUUUAGAGCCAAUUAUUUUAACACCCAUUCCCCCUUCCCCCAAAAAGCAAAACUACUGUGGAUUCAUCACUUGUCUUUAAAUCUGCAUGCCCAUGUGAUUUGCAUCACAUCAGAAAUACUAUUUCAUGGAUGGUUUGCCCUUAGCUCUGAAACCAGGUUUAUUAUUAUGGUGAGUUUAGAAUGUACAACUCUUUUUGAUAGCUUUUUGAGAAUUUUGGUGAAGACAUUUAGCUGAGGGUAGUAUAUAUAACUUAUAAACCAAUGUAUUGAUAUUUUUAAAACAUUUUUACAUAUGAGUGACGUUAACUGCCAUCUUUGAGCAUUACCACAUUUUAAAAUAAAGCAACAUAUUUUUAAAUGAAGUGUUUAACAAGGAUUUAUAUUUUUCAUUUUUAAAAAUUAAAAAUAAUUUAUAUCUUCUCUGUUGCAUGUGGAUUCUCAUCUGUCCUUACAAUAGUUAGAGAUUUUGUUUGUGUAGAAGGAGCAAAGCUUGUAGUCAUGGCUUUAGUGUUGCAGUUUGCCAAAUCUGUUUACUGCAGUGAAAUUCUUAAUGUUUAGGUGUGGUGUUCAGUAGCACAUCACUUGUUGGCUAUUAUUUAUGUGCGCCUCUAGGAUUUUUUGCCUAUUCUAUUACAGUUGUCAAUGAUACCCCACCUUUACAAAUGCCCUUUCAGUAUCUAACUUGUUUCCAUUAAAUUGCCCUUAUGCCCUAGUGAACAGUUUGUGCGUGUGCAUGUGUGCAUUUGUGUGUAUGUUUGUGGAGUGUGUCUGAGUGAAUUAGAUUUUCAAGAGUGCUACAUUAACUUUAGAGAUUAAAUAAUUCGAUUCAGGCAAACAUUUCUCACUGGAAUUUUGCAGUUCAUUGUAAUGAAAAUGUUAACCCGGGACAACCUUUGGCAUACAUUAGUGAACUUGGAUAUUAAUGAAUUUGUUAGUAGCAUCUUGAUAUGUACAUUAAUGAGCUAUUUUCAAAGUUGUACAUUAAACCAAAGUUGGCGUUUUGGAAAUGUUUAUAUCAAGUUCCAUUUGGCUACUGAUGGACAUAAGAAUAGAAAUGCCUUCCUAUGGAGAGUAUUUUUCCUUUAAAGAAUUAAAAAGGUUAAUUAUUUUGA